AUUGCGAAGUGCCACAUGUCCAUUGCAAUAGGGAUGGCAUAUUGAGAGUGAAGGAACGCUCUAAUACUUGACAGUUGACACACUAACACAGACAAGUAGAGAAAAAAGAGGAGGAAAUGCAGGGGAACGAGAGAACAAAGACUCGCUACUACAAUCUCCUCCCAGAAAACCGAUGCUUCGUCUGGCUACUCACCGGACUUGCCAUCAUCGCCGCCUCCCUCUUCACAGCCACCACACUUCUCCAAACCUCUGACACCACCUUCCUUUGCCCGCUCACAACUAAAACCCGCUUCGCCUCCGCCCAGCAGUCCACCGCAGCCACCACAACGCCGCUCCAGCUCCGAGCAAUACUCCACUACGCCACCUCCCACAUCGUGCCUCAGCAGUCCCUCUCUGAGAUCACCAUAACCUUCGACGUCUUCAAGUCCCUGCAGCACAGACCCCUCAACUUCCUCGUCUUCGGCCUCGGCCACGACUCUCUCAUGUGGGCCAGCCUCAACCCCACCGGCACCACCCUCUUCUUGGAAGAGGACCCUAAGUGGUUCCACACCGUUCUCGCCGCCGCCCCCGACCUCCACGCCCACACCGUCCGCUACCGGACACAGCUCCAGGAGGCUGAUGAGCUUCUCCAGCACUACAGGAAGGAGGAGGCGUGCUGGCCGGCGCGUGCCACCCUGAAAGGGAACGACAAGUGCAGGCUUGCACUUCACGAUCUGCCGGAGGAGGUGUACGAGAGGGAGUGGGAUCUGGUGAUGAUUGACGCGCCGAGAGGGUACUUUGCAGAGGCGCCGGGGAGGAUGGCGGCGAUAUUCUCGGCGGCAGUGAUGGCCAGGGGGAGAAAAGGAUCCGGUGUGACGCACGUGUUCCUACACGAUGUGAAUCGGAGGGUAGAGAAGCUGUACGCGGAAGAGUUCCUGUGUAGGAAGAAUCUUGUGAAAGGUGUUGGCAGGCUAUGGCAUUUCCAGAUUCCGGCCGUGGCUAACACCACCACUGCCGUUCCCGAUCACGAUGAUGCUCAUCGUUUUUGUUAAACAUUCCUUUUCAGGGGUUAGGAUUUAAACACGCAUUAUUAUGACUAAUUCCUUACGGACACUGUAUUUUUUGUUUUCUUUACACUUACUAUAUCAAUCAUAUCUUGCACUGGAAUACACAACCUGUUACUUCUA
This is a messenger RNA of Arachis stenosperma, 1166 nucleotides long. RefSeq names its product probable methyltransferase At1g27930. The record is from RefSeq and is a predicted model, not a curated record. NCBI's taxonomy places the organism in Eukaryota, Viridiplantae, Streptophyta, Magnoliopsida, Fabales, Fabaceae. Gene Ontology annotation, biological process: xylan biosynthetic process. Bases 117 to 1031 code for a protein of 304 amino acids. The transcript has a single exon.